CAAAACCCGCGAAAGGGGGGAGGGAGAAGAGCCUCGUUUUGUUUACAGACGCUUUAGCCGCUAACAGGCUAACUGCUCUUUUUAACCAAACAGCGGCUUAUUUUGGUCAAAUUAGGGCGAUUAAGGGACAAAAUGGUAAUACUCCAUAUUUUCCAGGCAGAUAAUCUGAGAGGAAACUGAGAAGGAGAAGCGCGGAGCUCGGGGUUUGUGAGAGUCGCUCCAGGAACCGAUCCGGACCGCAGAGCUGCUGAAUUCUUCAUGUUUAUCUCGUGGCCACAUGAACAGAUUCAGCCCAUUAAACAGUAAAACCUCUUCAAGCGCAGUGAGACAGAAAGGUCUGGGCGGAAAGGGGUGAAAGUGUUGGAAAAGCCGCUCGCCGUGUGAGCGAACCCGCCUCUGCUGUGAAAUGUCUCUGGUUUGCUACGACAGCAGCGACGACAGUGACCGCGAUGGAGCCCCGAGUCCCGCGGCUACACGACCCGAACCGAGCCGGGCUCCUGCCGAGAGGAAGCUAGACCUGCCGAGGCCCAGAAAGCGCGGGGAGCCGGUGAAAAUCUCCGUCCCGGAGAUCAACGCAGCGAGUUCGGAUUCAGAUGAAGAUGAACCUGUGAGAAAGAGAGCAGGAGCUCAGGGUGGUGGUCUGUCGUCUCUGCUACCCCAACCUAAAAACCUGGUGUUGAAGGAAACGCAGCGCCCCCUGCUGCCUCACACCCUCACUAAACGCCCCGCGUCUGCGCCGCAGUCCAAAGGGAAGCCAGGCUCGCAGGCCGUCUCUGGUACGAGUCCGUCUCCGUCCGCCAUCAAGGCCGCGGCGAAAUCCGCAGCGCUGCAGCUGGCCCGGCAGAUGGCGGCCGACGAGGAGGGAAGUGAUGAUGAACUCGCUCCGGAAAACUACUUCUCCCUCCCGGAGAGCUCCACGCAGCCCGCCGCCGCCCCUUACCCGGAAGCUGAACCGUAUGCCCCCUCCCUUCACCCUCCCCCCAGCAUGGAGGACGCCCCCCUCGACUUCAGCUCGAAGGCAGAGUCGCACCCCAAGCCCACCUGGGCUGAUUAUCAGAGAGAUGAUUACCAAACCCAAAAUCAGGAGACGGGGGAUCCAUCACCAAAACCCUGUCCUCAGGAUUAUUACAGUGAGGGGUUCUACCAGGACCACAGUGCUGGGUUCAUUGAAGAGGAAGAACCAGAAUCUUCCACUCUGUUCAAUGAUGAAGCAUUCCGCAGGUUACAGGGCAAACAGAACCGGGGUAAAGAAGAAAUCAAGUUUCUGGAGAUUAAAGGAGAUGACCAGCUGAGCGGGAGCCAGCAGUGGUUGACCAAGAACAUGACUACGGAAUCAGAGCCACGGAAGUCCUUCAGUAAAAAAAAAGGAGAUCAACCAACAGGGCAGCAGAGACGCAAACACCAGAUCACGUAUCUGAUUCAUCAGGCUAAGGAGCGUGAGCUGGAGCUGAAGAACAACUGGGCUGAUAAUAAAGUCACCCGGCGACAGACGCAGGCCAAGUACGGCUUCUAGCGGAUGGCGUGCUAAUAGGCUCGUUAGCUAUGCUAAGCUAACUGCAGCUCAUUUUUGUUUCGAGUCUGAGUUUAUGGAGACUCAGUAGACAAAGUUAUGGAAGCCCAUCAGGUAGAGAAAAACAUUUUUCCCCUCCUGUUCUGUUUCUGGCAGCGUCAAACUGGCUUAGUAUCUCAAUAUUGACUUAUUUUCUCAAAAUAUUUAUCAAUAAUGGCAUUUUUUUUGAGUUUUUGAGUAUUUUUUGAGUAUUUUGAGAUACUGUGUCAAAAUAAUGAUUGCAUUUCAAUCAUUGUUUCAGCAUAUUAAGUCAGUAUUUUGAGAAAACAAGUCAUUAUGCCAGAAACAGAGAAGGAAAAAAAUGAGUGGUAGUUUUUUUUUUUCUCCUCUGCUUGGUGGAAAUGGGCUUCUAUACGAAGUGGGUACCAUUAGAAUAACUUCACUGCCGAACCUGCACGUAGUUUUCCAUCUAAUGUUCUAGCAUCAUUGACUCUCUUCCUGCUGCGCUAACAGUCUGCGUGGACAUUCUGUACCGAAAGAUGGAAUCCAAAAGUCGAACCUGUCUGCUCAUCGCCCCCUGAAGCAGCAGAGAUGCUUCAGCAGCUGCUCGUCGGCUUCUGUUGUGAAUGAUUCGGUGGGUUUUCUGCUCUUUAACUACAGUUGAAUGCAAACGUCUUGGUCAAAUUCCAUGUUGUUGUUUAUUUGAAUAUGAAUAAGUGACCACAUCCUCUACAGAGACACACUUCUGCACAUUUCAAUACACACUUACUGUUUAUUUACUAAAUUUAACACACUGGAAAACACAAAAUGUGGUUCAUAUUAGGCCACAUUUAAUGUUAGAUCUUUUCAGGAUGUCAAAUUCAGCUCAUAAAUAGAAAUUUUCCUCUAAAAUUUGGAGAAAAUGACCAUAUUUAAGUUUGUUUGUACAUAUUUAAACAUGUAGUUUGUUCGGACUUUUGCGUACGACUGUGAGUCUAGGGAAAUGAAUCAGUAGACAAAGUUCUGGAAGCCCACCAGGAAGAGAGGAACAUUUUUUUCCCCCCCUUUUGUUUUGGAAACUGUCCAAAGUCAAACUGACUUAAUAUCUCAAAAUAUUGAAUUUUCUUGAGCUUUUGAGAUACUACACUCUUAAAAAAGAUGGUCCUGUAAGGGUUCUUGGGUAAAGAAAAU
Molecule: messenger RNA, 2680 nt
Organism: Colossoma macropomum (tambaqui)
Lineage: Eukaryota; Metazoa; Chordata; Actinopteri; Characiformes; Serrasalmidae
Gene: prcc
Product: proline rich mitotic checkpoint control factor
Exons: 7
Coding region: 407-1513 (368 amino acids)
Cellular component (GO): nucleus
Source: RefSeq, a predicted model, not a curated record